AUGCACCCGCCAACCGAAACCUCGGUCAGCUCGACUCCUGCGCCCCGAUUCGGCUCUCGCGUUGAUCGCGAUGUGGAAUUGGUGAUCACGCGCGGUCGCGCUCGGAACCGCGUUCGUUCGGUCGUAGCUCCGGUGUUCAUGAUUGGUACCGCACCCGACUGCGAUUUGGUACUGGGUGACGAUCGAUUCCCGGAAGUGCACGCCUACCUGCUCGUAGGACAAGGCCCCAUCUUGUUGCGGUGGCUCGGACUCGACCCCGAAAUCACCGUGAACGGUGCCCGAGUCGAUCACGUCAGUCUCCGCGACAUGGACCGCAUUCGCACAGGACCUUACGAGUUCCUAGUGCGGAUCGAGGAGAAACGACGCAAAGGUCCCCUCCCCCAUCGAACCAUCCCCGCACCGCACAUGCAGCAACCUUGGACGAGCGACGCACUCUCCGAAUCGCCCGGCGUGUUUGAUCCCACGGCUGAGGCGGCCGCCGUGUUAGCCGACCAACUGGAACAAAUCGAAACGGCCCUGCAGACCUCGGGGGCUUCAACCGGCUUGCAGACCGACGAUCUCCCGGUGCUUCGUGUCUACCGUGGACCAAGCACCCAGACGGCAAAACCAGCCUCCGACGGCAAGUACUCGGAAAACGAAAACACACCACCGUGGCCCCGAUGGCCGAUGAACCACCAAGCAUCCACCGCGGCCCUAGACGCCGUGGGGAUCGAACAGUUCUUGGAAUUGUCUCCCACUCCGGCCUCCUUGGCCGACGAGACUCUCGUUGAUUACCUGGCCGCCCGACUUCGGGCUGCGGAAUCUGUGUCUGAAGCACCGAAACCGCGAGCAAGCUGGACCUCGCGCCCACAGAACACCCGGCCGCAGACGACUCGCAUCUCGAGCGACAACGAGGCCCUCGUUAACGAUCUUCUCGAGGUGCACCGUCACCCUUUAUCAGUGAGUGCGACCGCCCCCGGGCUUUCUGCGAAACGUAAUCGGGAGACCGCCCUCUUGCGUGGUCUGCGCGCGAUUGGCUGUGGCUGUCUAGUCGCCCUGCUAGUUUGGUUGUUCCUCGAUGUGUUGUGGUUCGAUCACCGGCUAGCGUUUCGCGAUGCCGCCCAUUUUUAUGGCCCCCUGUUUCGUUUGGUUCACGCUGAAUGGGCCGCCGGAAGAAUCCCCUGGUGGAACCCUUAUGCCGACAUAGGGGUUCCGCUGGCCGCGAGCCCCACGGCCUCCGUGUUCUAUCCGGGCCAAUUGCUUGCCCUGUUGCCGUUGUCGCCGGGCCAGUUCGAAAUUGCCUACGUCGUAGUGAACUUACUGCUUGCCGCCGGAGUUACCUACGCACUGGCACGCGACCUUGGGUGUAGUGACGCUGCCGCCGUGCUGGCCUGUAUCGCCUACGCAUUCAGUGGAAGUGUCGUCUUCCAAUACUGCAACGUGGUGUUCCUGGUCGGCGCGGCGUGGCUUCCGGUCGCUCUGUGGGCGAUGCGAAGAACCGUGCAACGAGGCCAGCCUCGCUAUGCUCUCCUGCUGGGUGCCGCCAUGGCCUUGAUGACGCUUGGUGGCGAUCCCCAGAUGACUUACCAUACGGCUCUCUUUGUAGCCGUUUACUUCGCCAUGCAGUGGAUCUCCGGCGGACAGACAAAGUCAUCGCAUUCCGAUGCGACCAACACCACUCGCUUCAACACGAUACGAACGCUGGCCCUCUUCACUCUGGCCGCGGGUACCGCGAUUGUCCUGGCUGCUGUGCAACUCGUCCCUGCCAUGGAACUCACCCGGUUGAGCACUCGAGGGAUGUCUGCUCAGCCCCGUAAUGUCUAUCAACUUGCCUCGCACUGGCUCAAGCACUCACAUCAGAACGUUGCGACUCCAACCGUGACGAACCCGGACGAGGAACGGCCUCCCGGUGGGUCUCAAGGCAAUGCUUCGGACAAUCAACCACACCGUCCCUCAACCUACGCCGCCUUGCUCGCAAAAACCGAUGACAGCGAUUCCCACCUCCGGCACACUUAUCUUUUCAGUCUCGGGCCAUGGCACUUGCCGGAACUCUGGAUACCCAAUUUUUCUGGUCAAAUGUUUCCCACCAAUCAGCGGUGGAUUCGGGCUUUCGCCGACGAGCAUUGGACCUGGGUUCCUUCGCUGUACAUGGGAUUGAUUCCGGCCGUGUUAGCCUUGGCCUGCUGGGGCCACGGGGCCGACCGGCAAGUUCGGCGACUGCGAUGGUUCACCCUGUUCUGCUUCCUUGCCGCCUGCGGGCAAUACGGCCCCGGCUGGAUCGUGCGGGAGUCCGCUGCUCUCAUCGACGCUCAAGCCGGCAAUCUGUCGAUUGGCGAUGGGUUCGGUGGCGUCUAUUGGUCGCUGGCCAAUCUGCUACCCGGCUACGAAACCUUCCGCUUUCCCGCCAAGUGGCUGGUUCCCACGUCCCUUGGCAUCGCGUUGCUGGCCGCCAAAGGAUGGGACCGUGGCGAUCUCGCGUACUGGCUACGCGUACGCCGCAUCAGCAUCGCCACGCUUCUCGUAGCUGCAGUGUUGGGAGUUGCAGUAUUCACUGCCGGAAUGUGGUUCCCGCAAUACACCCCAAAGGCACCCGUCGACGUCGUGUUCGGCCCGCUGGAUGUGCCAGGCAGUUGGCGCGCAUUCCUGAUUAGCUGCUUCCAAGCGGCUGUCGUUUCACUGAUCCUUGCCUGGAUCGCCGCGCGGAUCCUCCGACAGAUGGGCAACAAACCCGAAGUGCAGCCAGCCUCCGGGCAAUACUCCCCUGCGUCGCGCUACGCGAUCCUCAUCGUUGCCGUGACCGCGAUAGACCUGGCGUUGGCUCAGAAACCACUGAUCGCCACGGCACCCAGUGCUGCGUGGCAGUUGGGUUCCCCCGUGGUCGAGGCGAUUCAGAGCGAAGAAUCAACAAGCCCGACUGAAGUCCCACCCCGAGUGGAUCGGGAAUCGUUGCUCCGCACGACCUCCUGGCGGCACGAGAUUGAUCCCGACCGCAUGACUCAGGUCGUCGAACGCGAUCGGGCAACCCUCCGGGCGCUCUACCAAAUCGACGUCCAAAUGGCCCUGGCCCCAAUGCAGGGCACCAUGCAGCUAGCCGACUUCGAAGCGUUUUAUGACUCGGCAGCCGCGAUAACUCAUCGGCAACAAACUAUGCAGGCGAUUCAGCCCGGCACUGGGCUCGACUCACUUUCGAUUCACUAUCUCCUCACUCCGAAGGGCUUCGUGAAUCGAAGGACGUCUGACGUCCCGACAGAAGCGGCCACAAAACUUCAUUCAAGCGAUGUUCCGCAGGACGAGAAUGUCCUCAUAGAAAUCCCCCUCAACGACCUCGAAGGAGUUGCACUUUGGCGAAGUUCGCACCCGGCACCAAGAACGUGGAUUGCCCACGAGUGGGACACGCUGCCGCCGCUGGGUGCCCGUAGCAUGAACGAACUCAACCAGCGGACCGCAGUGGUUCUUGAGAGCUCCAGACUCCCCCGCGACCUGCAUUCCCGACCAGUGGUCGAGAGCCCGACCACACUUUCUUCACCCUCCCCUGCCCCGACGAGUGAGCAGCUUGCAGCACAAUCCAGUCACAUUGUGCACUAUGACCCCGGCCGGGUCGUGCUCGAAGUUGAGAUGGCCGCGGAAGGAAUCGUGAUCCUCGCCGAUCAGUUCUAUCCCGGCUGGCAGGCAAGAGUGUCCUCAAGCGAGGACGGACCCUCCCAGCCGGUGGAAGUCCUCCGGGUCAAUCGCGUGUUGCGCGGGGUCUGGCUUCCCAAGGGGAAGCACCGUGUGGAAUUCACAUACGCGCCCACCCGGUUACUGGUGGCCGCAGGCGUCAGUGGUCUCGGCUGGAUCGCGCUGUUUGGGCUGGCCUGCUUCGCAAUAAUUCGCCGCAAGAAAGCAAGUGCCUGA
Cladocopium goreaui is the source of this 3873-nucleotide messenger RNA. The record is from the annotation of a GenBank genome assembly. NCBI's taxonomy places the organism in Eukaryota, Dinophyceae, Suessiales, Symbiodiniaceae.